This is a messenger RNA of Solanum lycopersicum (tomato), 616 nucleotides long. Lineage: Eukaryota; Viridiplantae; Streptophyta; Magnoliopsida; Solanales; Solanaceae. The record is from RefSeq and is a predicted model, not a curated record.
CAAAUUCAUCUGAUGGAAGUUUGUUGAACCAAGAUAUAUGUGGAUCUCCCAUUAGAAAUCCUCCUCUAUGUCAAGAAAACAAUCAUAAUAGUAAUAAUGUUCAUGCACAUUCAAUGAUCUCUCUAUCACCAACAGAACAUGAUGAAUGUAAUCAUGAUAGCAGGCAACAAACAAUUAUAUUUGAGUCUGUUGUUGCUUCUAUGAAUGAAAUGGUUGAACUUUGGAAGAUGAAUGAUCCAUUUUGGGUAGAUUCAUCAAGUUAUAGGCGGUGUUUUAUUCAUCGUGAGAUUUAUGGAAGAAAAUUUUCAAAUCAAGUUCUACCUCCCCAAACAUCAACGGGUCGAAUUGAAUCAUCAAAGGAUUGUGGAAUUGUGUCAAUGACUGCAGUUGAGUUGAUCCAUAAUUUUCUUGAUCCAGUCAAAUGGAUGAACUUGUUUCCUACUAUAGUCACAAAAGCUAAGACUAUUGAAGUUCUUGAUUCUGGUACAUGGGGAGGCUCUAUGCAAUUGGUAAAAUGUUAAUCCAUCUUUUAGUUUUUUCCCCUAGAAGUUAAAUCAAUAUUAAAAUUGACUCAUAAAAUGGUCAUUUUUUUGUUUCUUGAAUUCAGAGGUAUGAA